This is a messenger RNA of Podarcis raffonei (Aeolian wall lizard), 3702 nucleotides long. It is a transcript of the gene HMGCS1, whose product is annotated as 3-hydroxy-3-methylglutaryl-CoA synthase 1. Gene Ontology annotation, biological process: acetyl-CoA metabolic process. Bases 255 to 1820 code for a protein of 521 amino acids. The transcript has 11 exons. The record is from RefSeq and is a predicted model, not a curated record. Gene Ontology annotation, cellular component: cytosol. Gene Ontology annotation, molecular function: hydroxymethylglutaryl-CoA synthase activity. Lineage: Eukaryota; Metazoa; Chordata; Lepidosauria; Squamata; Lacertidae.
GGCUUGGGCGGCGGGGCUGGUUUAAAGGCGCAUCUCCAGCCGCGGCUGCGUCCCAUUCAGGACGAGGAGCUGAGAGACAGCGCGCGGACCCUGCAGAGAACGAGCCAUCGCCGCACACAGGCAUGUUCCAUCUCACAAGUCGCUGCCUGCAAGUCUAAAGUGGAAUAGUCAGACACAGAAUACCCCCUCUACUGUUUGUAAGGACUAAGUAUAAGGCUAAAAUCCUCUACACACAACUCAAAAACUGCACCACCAUGCCUGGAUCUCUUCCUGUGAAUGCUGAAGCCUGCUGGCCAAAAGAUGUGGGAAUAGUUGCUUUGGAGAUCUACUUCCCUUCCCAAUAUGUUGACCAGGCAGAGUUAGAGAAGUUUGAUGGCGUGGAUGCAGGGAAAUACACCAUUGGCUUGGGUCAGUCCAAGAUGGGCUUCUGCUCGGAUAGGGAGGAUAUCAAUUCGCUUUGCCUCACCGCAGUCCAGAAGCUUAUGGAAAGGAACAGUCUCUCCUACAACUGCAUUGGGAGACUUGAAGUUGGAACGGAGACAAUCAUCGACAAGUCCAAAUCGGUAAAGACUGUACUGAUGCAGCUUUUUGAAGAAUCUGGCAACACAGACGUGGAAGGCAUUGACACAACCAAUGCAUGCUAUGGUGGCACUGCUGCACUCUUCAAUGCUAUCAACUGGGUUGAAUCCAGCUCCUGGGAUGGGCGUUAUGCACUUGUUGUUGCUGGAGACAUAGCAGUGUAUGCCACUGGAAAUGCUAGGCCAACUGGAGGAGCCGGUGCUGUUGCUAUGCUUGUGGGACCAAAUGCACCUCUUAUUUUUGAGAGAGGAUUGCGAGGGACCCACAUGCAGCAUGCCUAUGAUUUCUAUAAGCCUGAUAUGGUAUCUGAGUAUCCUGUGGUUGAUGGGAAACUGUCCAUACAAUGCUACCUCAGUGCAUUAGAUCGCUGCUACACUGUCUAUCGCAAGAAAAUCCAUGCUCAGUGGCAGAAAGAGGGAGUUGACAAAGACUUCACCCUGAAUGACUUCGGUUUCAUGAUAUUUCACUCUCCAUACUGCAAACUUGUACAGAAAUCUGUAGCUCGUCUGUUGCUGAAUGACUUUCUGAAUGAUCAGACACCCACAAAAGAAAAUGGCAUCUAUAGUGGCCUGGAAGCUUUUAGAGAUGUAAAACUAGAAGACACCUACUUUGACCGUGAUGUGGAAAAAGCUUUUAUGAAGGCCAGUGCUGAGAUUUUCAAUCAGAAAACCAAAGCUUCCUUGCUUGUAUCCAAUCAGAAUGGAAAUAUGUACACGCCUUCUGUCUAUGGCUGCCUUGCUUCUAUCCUAGCACAGUAUUCUCCUCAGCAACUGGCAGGACAGAGGAUUGGAGUCUUCUCUUACGGCUCUGGGUUUGCUGCUACCCUCUACUCCAUCAAAGUUAGCCAAGAUGCAACCCCUGGCUCUUCUCUGGAUAAAAUAACAGCAAGCCUCUCUGAUCUGAAGGCAAGGCUCGAUUCAAGGAAAUGCAUCUCGCCAGAGGUGUUUGCAGAAAACAUGAUGCUUAGACAAGAUACUCAUCACUUAGCCAACUAUAUUCCACAAUGUUCAGUGGAUGAUCUGUAUGAGGGAACAUGGUACUUGGUGCGAGUGGAUGAAAAACACAGAAGAACCUAUGCUCGUCGCCCCGUGCUGGGUGAUGGGCCCUUGGAAGCAGGAGUGGAAGUUCAUAUGGGCCUUGCUCAUGAGCAUAUCCCUAGCCCUGCCAAGAAAGUACCAAGAAUUCCUGCAAAAACAGACUCAGAAGCCGUUGCUGUUUCCCUUUCCAAUGGGGAGCAUUAAGAGACCUCUGUGAGGUGGGAGUUGGAAAUGUUGGGGAGGGCUGGGGAUGUACACGGGAGUAACUGUUAAUACCCAUGUUUUGCUGUACAGUACUGCUUAGUUGGGAGCAUGAGAAACUGUUAAUCUUGAGGCUCUGUCUUUUGAUGCAGUUUGUUGAUACGUAGUUAAAUAACACUAAAAAAAGUUUGCUAGCUUCUUGGAACAGAAAUGACCAAGGGCUCUUUCUAAGAAACAACUGUUUUAAAACAACAGCAAAUGGUUCAAGAAUAGGUACUUAAAUUUACAGAGGGGUAGCCAUGUUAGUUUGUUGCAGCAAAAAAGACAGCAGAGCCUUUUGGCAUCUUAAGUUUAGGUCUACAGUUGCUUAUUCUGUAAAAAUAUAUCGCUUAAUCUUUAAGGUGCCACAAGAAUCUUUGUGUUUAGUUUAAGCUUGGGAAGACUUCAGUUGUGCUUGCCCUACUCUAUUUUAAUGAAUUAAUAUCCAGAGUGGAGGUGAGACUUUUUAAAGCCAUUAUGGAGAAAAAUUAAUGUGACCUAAAGCUAUUUGUGAGUCAUUUUAUCUUAAAUGUUAGGGUCCUAUGUGCCUUAACAGUAUAAGCACCUGGUCUUUUAAAUACAAGCCUUGUUCCAUCCCCUCAAAACAUGCUAUGCAUUUGAAAGGGGAUAAUUGGCUUGUUUUUCAAGGUGCUAUUAAUUGGUUCAAACCAUCUUGAAAGUUGGAGGUCUGUGACAUGGUUUCCAGUUGUAUGCUUAUAAUAUUAAAAGCUCCUCUCACCUCCCAGAAAUCAUUUUGCAAAGCUAAGAAGUGCAUGCAUUUGGGGAGAGAACACUCUCUUGCCCCAAAGUGCUCUUGGUGGCUACUCAGAAAUAGUCAGAAAGUUAAUUCCUUUUGAACCUCUUGUAUGUAAUCUUUUAUAAAGGUUGCUUAAGAGCAGGCUUUGCCAUACUCUGCUUCUACAAAAAUGCAAAAGCUCAGCCCAAGAGCUGUGAUUUGAUCCUGAACUUUUUGCUCCUCACGAUUGUUUUAGCUGUGUGGUGUGGGGUUCUGCAAGCUGUAGCUCUGAGGUCAUGUAUCAAUAGCUUCAUAUUUCAACCAUAUUUAAAACUCCAUUUCACUUCUGCAAGGAAUACUCAAAAGGCUGCAAUCCUCAAAGCACUUACCUUAGAAUAGGCAUGAACAACUUGUGACCCAUUGAGUUGAACACUGCUCACCAGCUAUGUGUGAUGGCUUGUUGGGUGCUUGCUAAAAUUGACCUGUGCUGGCUGCCUACCAGAGACUUGGGGAAAAAUGGUAUGUGUUGAGAACCUGGCUGGGCAUAUACAGGGCUUGUGAGGGGUGCCUUUGGCCUGCAAGUUGUUCUGCUCUAGAAUGGUCCUGUUUAUUAACAUACACUUGCUGUAGUGUAAGUGCUUUGGCCAUUGCAAGUAUAUUGGGUGGGCCUGGAUGAACUGGAAGCAAAGGGAAAGACAGCUCCUGGCUUGUAAAAUACAUUGUGUUUACACUAAACUUACACAAUUUGUCCUGUUUUUAUUUUGUUUUGGAAUACUUCUUAACUAAUGCAUACUAUGCUGAGUUACAAGACACUGUUUUGGGGCUCUGUAGUUUGUUUUUUUGAAGCAAAUCACUUAGGUUUGAUAUGGCUUGUUGGGAAAAAACGGUUUGAUUUACACCACUUUUUUGUCCAUUUGUGCCAAGUGCUGUGGCUAUAUAAAACAAAGGAGAGGAUCCCAAGCUUGGUUUUGUUCACAGGCUGGCGAUGUAUCAAGUCCAUUGCAGGCAAUGGACAGGCUAAAAACAGCAGCACCAAAUCUAAGGUUUAUAAACCUCAAAAGCAAUGAAGCAGAUGCCUUGCAAAAUAAACACUGAGCUAUCUGAACUGCC